AAGGCGGCACUGACUGCUGCGCCUGCGCAGUAGGCCCCCAGUACCGUUGCUCCUCUCCGGCUCCCGCGGGCCGGCUUCACUGUCCAAUGCCCACCCGGAGCUGGGAGGAGGAGCCUGCGUAGUGUGCGUGUAAAGGGAGCGGGGGUGCAGGCUGGGGCACACGGUGUUUGACCCAGUCGGUGAGUAAGAAGAAAAGAAAAGAGGAGGUCCAGAGUACCAGUUCCCGAAAUGUUCCGGUGUGGAGGCCUUGCGGCAGGUGCUAUGAAGCAGAAGCUGGUGCCCUUGGUGCGGACCGUGUGCGUCCGAAGCCCCAGGCAGAGAAACCGGCUCCCAGGCAACUCGUUCCAGCGAUGGCAUGUUCCUCCAGAAUUCCACAUGACAAGACAAAUGGCUAGCUCUGGUGCAUCAGGGAGCAGAAUCGAUAAUUCUGUGUUAGUCCUUCUUGUGGGCUUGUCAACAAUAGGAGCUGGUGCAUACGCCUACAAGACUAUAAAAGAUGACCAAAAAAGAUACAAUGAAAGAAUAUCAGGGUUAGGGCUGACACCAGAAGAGAAACAGAAAAGGGCUGCAUUAUCUGCUCUAGAAGGAGAGCCAGGUCCUCAAGUCAGGGUACCAAGCCAUGUUCCUUUCCUACUAAUCGGUGGAGGCACUGCUGCUUUUGCUGCAGCUAGAUCCAUCCGGGCUCGGGAUCCUGGGGCCAGGGUACUGAUUGUAUCUGAAGAUCCCGAGCUGCCAUAUAUGCGACCUCCUCUUUCAAAAGAAUUGUGGUUUUCAGAUGAUCCAAAUGUCACAAAGACACUGCGAUUCAAACAGUGGAAUGGAAAAGAGAGAAGCAUAUACUUCCAGCCACCUUCUUUCUAUGUCUCUGCUCAAGACCUGCCUCAUAUUGAAAAUGGUGGUGUGGCUGUCCUCACUGGAAAGAAGGUAGUACAGCUGGAUGUGAGAGACAGCAUGGUGAAACUUAAUGAUGGCUCUCAAAUAACCUAUGAAAAGUGCUUGAUUGCAACAGGAGGCACUCCAAGAAGUCUAUCUGCCAUCGAUAGGGCUGGAGCAGAGGUGAAGAGCAGAACAACACUUUUCAGAAAGAUUGGAGACUAUAGAGCCUUGGAGAAGAUUUCACGGGAAGUCAAGUCAAUUACAAUUAUUGGUGGGGGCUUCCUUGGUAGUGAACUGGCCUGUGCUCUUGGAAGAAAAGCUCGAGCCUUGGGCACAGAAGUGAUUCAACUCUUCCCCGAGAAAGGAAAUAUGGGAAAGAUCCUUCCUGAAUACCUCAGCAACUGGACCAUGGAAAAAGUCAGAGGAGAGGGAGUUAAGGUGAUGCCCAAUGCCAUUGUGCAGUCAGUUGGAGUCAGCGGUGGCAAGUUACUCAUCAAGCUAAAAGACGGCAGGAAGGUAGAAACUGACCACAUAGUGACAGCUGUGGGCCUUGAGCCCAAUGUUGAGUUGGCCAAGACUGGUGGGCUGGAAAUAGACUCAGAUUUUGGUGGCUUCCGGGUAAAUGCAGAGUUACAAGCACGCUCUAACAUCUGGGUGGCAGGAGAUGCUGCAUGCUUCUACGAUAUAAAGUUGGGGAGGAGACGGGUAGAGCACCACGAUCACGCUGUUGUGAGUGGAAGAUUGGCUGGUGAAAAUAUGACCGGAGCUGCUAAGCCAUACUGGCAUCAGUCAAUGUUCUGGAGUGAUUUGGGCCCUGAUGUUGGCUAUGAAGCUAUUGGUCUUGUGGACAGUAGUUUGCCCACAGUUGGUGUUUUUGCAAAAGCAACUGCACAGGACAACCCAAAAUCUGCCACAGAGCAGUCAGGGACUGGUAUCCGAUCAGAGAGUGAGACAGAGUCUGAAGCUUCGGAAAUUGCUAUUCCUCCCAGCACUCCUACAGUUCCACAAGCCCCUGUCCAAGGGGAAGAUUACGGCAAAGGUGUCAUCUUCUACCUCAGAGACAAAGUGGUCGUGGGGAUCGUGCUUUGGAACAUCUUUAAUAGAAUGCCAAUAGCAAGGAAGAUCAUUAAGGACGGUGAACAACAUGAAGAUCUCAACGAAGUAGCCAAACUAUUCAAUAUUCACGAAGACUGAAGCCCCACUGUGGAAUAGGCAAGCACUUCACCAUCUCUGAUAGGGUUGGAUGGGUAAAGGAGCAUUUUUUAUUUGGUAAACUCUGUGCAUAUGAGUGUGAAUAAUCAAGUCCUUUGUGAAUAUUUUCAACCAUGCAGGCUAAUUCUUAAUGUUCACAUCAUGAAAUAAAAUAUGAUUCUUCUAAA
Messenger RNA from Nycticebus coucang (slow loris), 2255 nucleotides. RefSeq names its product apoptosis inducing factor mitochondria associated 1 (gene AIFM1). Gene Ontology annotation, cellular component: cytoplasm; mitochondrion. Gene Ontology annotation, molecular function: NAD(P)H oxidase H2O2-forming activity; protein dimerization activity; FAD binding. The record is from RefSeq and is a predicted model, not a curated record. Gene Ontology annotation, biological process: mitochondrial respiratory chain complex assembly; apoptotic process. Bases 229 to 2070 code for a protein of 613 amino acids. The transcript is spliced from 16 exons. Lineage: Eukaryota; Metazoa; Chordata; Mammalia; Primates; Lorisidae.